Molecule: messenger RNA, 1947 nt
Organism: Paramecium tetraurelia
Lineage: Eukaryota; Ciliophora; Oligohymenophorea; Peniculida; Parameciidae
Exons: 5
Biological process (GO): post-translational protein targeting to endoplasmic reticulum membrane; SRP-dependent cotranslational protein targeting to membrane
Cellular component (GO): Sec62/Sec63 complex
Molecular function (GO): RNA binding; transmembrane protein transporter activity
Source: RefSeq, a predicted model, not a curated record
AUGGGAUUUAAGGAAGCAUUCACGAGACAAGGCGAUGGAGAGAAUUUGCUCUUCGAUGAUGAUGCAUUCAUCUAUUUCGCCAUUUCCAUUCUUACUCUAGUUAUUCUUCCUCUGGUUUACUCCGUUAUCAAGCCACUGUUCACAACAUACGUGUUUGGAGAAGACAGAAGAAAAUUCGCACGUGUUCCCAAAAGCUCCAAUGAUCAGCAAAAUCUACAACUAGCUAAAUAGGAAUUGAGACUUAAAUGGCUUACAAAAGGGUUUGUGGUUAAGAUCAUAAUACUUGUGGCUCUUUUGUUAUUGCUCAAUGCAUCUAUUUAAUCGUUGCCAAAGGCUGACAAAAUUAAAGGGUUUGAUCCCUAUGAGAUUUUAGAAAUCGAUCCAAGUGCAACGGAAUAAGAAAUUCGUAAAGCCUAUAGAAAGAUUUCAUUAAAAUUGCAUCCAGACAAAAAUCCUGAUGAUCCUUAAGCAAAUCAAAAAUUUAUUCUUCUGACAAAAGCAUAUGAGUGUUUGACAGACGAAGACAAAAAAUCAUUAUGUAUGAAAUAUGGAAAUCCAGAUGGACAAUAAAGUUUAUCUGUGGGAAUAGCUAUGCCAUCAUUUCUUCUAAAAAAAGAAAAUAGAGCUGCCUUCUUAGCAGUCAUUUUUCUGUUGCUUUUGGUUGUAGUGCCCAUUAUUGUUUUGUAUGAAUUGAGAUCAAUAGGGAAAUACGAUCAAAAUGGAGUCAUGCUUAGUAAUCAGGAAAAAUUCGAACGAGGCUUAGAAGAAAACCUAUUAAUCAAGAAAGGAGUAGAACUAUCUAGUUGCAGUGAUGAAUUAUGCAGAUUGAGAUUGAAAACUGAAUAACAAGCAAUUGCUUUGGAGAAAUUAGUUAAUGAAUUAAAAGAAGAAGCUGAAUUAAGAAAAAUAUAAAAAUUUGAGAUUACAGAAGCACUUGAACAAUCCAAAAAAUAAAAGAAUAAAAAAAGAAGAGUGACCAUUUCUAUUGCCAUGAUUUUAAUAUAUGCUCAUCUCUUUGGUAAACCAAUUCCUGACAGUGUUAAAUCUUUAUAUAGAUCUACUAUUAAGAUCAUUCCAAAGUUGGUAAACUCUAUGGUAAGGUUGGCUUUUGAAUUCUCAAUGAAAUACAAAGUAAUCCAAUGGAGAUAAAGAGGGAGAUUCUAAACUAAAUUUAUGGGUGCAAGAUGCAUAAACAACAUAUUAUAAUUCUCUCAAUGCAUAGUAUAAGGAAUAUAUGAAACCGAUAACCCAAUAAAUUAAAUUGAAUUCUUUGCUAAUAAAGCCAAAGAUUAUAUUAAAAAAGGAAAGAUGCCAAUAUUCCAAGAAUUAGUUCAAAAAUCAGUUGAUUAAAGAGUGUUACCUAAUUGGGUACCUGAAGAAUUCAAAGACCAAAUUAUGAAUGAAAUAAACAUGUUUCCUUAAUUGGAUAUCAAACACGAAGUCACUGUCGAUGACGAGUCAAUUGUUGAAUAAUGCAAUGAAGACAUCUUUAGUAUUAAAAUCACCUUAACAAGAUUGAAUACUCCUGAAGGAGAAGACAUUCCCUUUGCUCAUUCAAACAGAUAUACAUAUGUGAAGGAAGAGGGAUGGCACAUUUUGAUCACCUUCCAAAAUGAGGUCUUUUAUUAUGCUUAAUUGAAUGGAGCGAACAGAGUGUAAUCUACUGAAUUCAAAUUUUAACCCAAAAUGUAUUUUGGAGAUGUAGUCGAUUUUGAAUUUGUUUUAUUCGUCAUUUCUGAUUGUUACAGAGGGUUGGAUGCAGAAAUACCCAUCAAAUUCAAAGCCAAGAAAACCAGUCAAAUAAGCAGGGCUGUUGAGUAUCACAAGGAAGAUCAAGAAUUAGACAAGUCCCUUCCCUUUAUUCAAUCUAUGUUGUUCCCCAUGUAAAAUAAGGUUGAGGAUAGUGAUUCAGAAGAUGAAGAUCAAGAGAAGAAGGAGGAUGAAUGA